Danaus plexippus (monarch butterfly) is the source of this 3256-nucleotide messenger RNA. RefSeq lists its product as uncharacterized. Bases 1 to 3234 code for a protein of 1077 amino acids. Gene Ontology annotation, molecular function: zinc ion binding; cysteine-type endopeptidase activity; nucleic acid binding. NCBI's taxonomy places the organism in Eukaryota, Metazoa, Arthropoda, Insecta, Lepidoptera, Nymphalidae. The record is from RefSeq and is a predicted model, not a curated record. The transcript has 16 exons. Gene Ontology annotation, cellular component: lysosome.
AUGCUAAAGUUACGGCCUGAAGCAGCGGCCAAGGGAGCGUCGUAUCUUUCAGUCCUCCUGAGGGCCGAAAAGGAGGUAGACACCAAGGAGCUGGGCAUAGGGCCCCUGAGGAUCCGUUCAACGGCAACAGGGGCCCGCAUCAUUGAGGUGCCCGGCUCCACCAGUGCGGACAAAGCCGACGCUUUGGCCGCAAAGCUGAGGUCCGCACUGGCGGAGGAGGUGGUGGUGUCGAGGCCCGUGAAGUUCACGGACGUGAGGGUCACGGGCCUCAACGAUGCGACGACGGCGGACCGGCUGAUAGCCGCAGUCGCGCGAGAGGGGGGCUGCACCGAGGCCCAGGUCAGGGUGCGCAGUGUGCGACCUGGGCUUCGCGGCACAGGCUCUGCCCUGCUGGAGGUGCCGGCUAUGGCGGCCAAAAAGCUGCUGCAGCUGGGCGGUAUCUCGGUAGGGUGGAGCCAGGUGCGGCUUUCCUACAUGGAGGCACGACCCAAGCACUGCUUCAAGUGCUUGGUAAUGGGGCACGUCGCAGCCGCGUGCCCCAGUCCUAAAGACCGCAGCGGUUUAUGCUCCCGUUGCGGCGAGGAGGGCCACAAGUCCGCCCAGUGCUCCGCGUCACCGCGCUGCGCUGUUUUCCUGCAGGCCAACGGGAACCACGCCGCCGGGGCUCAGGACCUUUUCCUGCAGUCCAUGGUGGAGUGGGCCGUUGACGUGGCGGUCAUAGCGGAGCCGUACUAUGUCCCUGCCCAACCUCAUUGGGCGGGAGACACGGGCGGCUCCGUGGCGAUCGUCACGCGGCCGGGCGCCGUGCCCCCCCUCACAGUCAAGGCGAGGGGCCACGGGCUCAACCGGGAACUGGCUGAGGAAGCGGCCGUUGUCGGCCGCUGGAGUCUCCCGGGGAGUGCGGAGUUGGGGGUGGACGAGGGGGCUAGUCGCUUUGGGGACGUACUCCAUAACGUCUGCAGAGCGGCGAUGCCCCCCGUUAGACGUCCACCCCCACGGGGUGCGGUAUACUGGUGGUCGGACCACAUUUCCGACCUCCGGGUCGCCUGCAACGGAGCCAGGAGGGCAUACACCCGCAGCAGGCGACGCCGACCCCAGGACGAGGAGCAAGUAUGGGAAACCGAAAUUAAAAUGUUCAUUAUUUGUGCAAUUUUGUUAUCAGUUGCAUUACAAUAUAAUGUAUAUUCUAGGGAGUUAGGUCAAAGGCGUCUGUACUCUCUGGAGGAGGCUCCAACACUUUUCGAACAGUUUAUAAAAGAUUACAAUAAAGAGUAUGAUGAGAGCGAGAAGGAAGAAAGGUUUAAAAUAUUUGUGAACAAUUUAAAGGAUAUUAACGCUAUGAACGAGAGGAGUUCGAAUGCUGUUUACGGUAUCAAUAAGUUUUCGGAUCUGAGCAAAGAAGAAUUCAUGAAAUUUUAUACCGGUCUGAAACGAGAAGAGAGUCCAUCGAAUGAGGAUCAUAAAAAAACUGAUUUGCCAGAAUCAUUUAAUGUUACUGCACCGGAUCAAUUUGAUUGGCGAAAGAAAGGAGUUGUCAGCAGCGUAAAGAUUCAAGGAGAUUGUGGUUCAUGCUGGGCAUUUAGUGCAGCUGCUAAUGUCGAAAGUAUACAUGCUAUAAAGACUGGUAAGCUCAUAGACGUGUCUGAGCAACAACUACUGGACUGUGAUAAAUAUGAUUCGGGAUGUUCAGGAGGACUCGAAUGGAUUGCCAUGAGAUAUUUCGUCGCUAAUGGUGCAAUGUCUUUGAAGUCUUAUCCUUACGUUGCUAAAGAAGGAAAAUGCCGUUAUGAUAGCAGUAAAGUUGAAAUAAGAUUAAAGGAAUAUAAACACAUAAAAAAUCUAUCGGAAGACCAAAUUAAGGAACAUCUUUACAAUAUCGGACCGUUGAGUAUAGCUAUAACGUCAUCAGGACUUGCAUGGUAUAUAGAGGGAAUUCUGAUUGAAGGGUGUCAUGUCAGUUAUAUAGUCGAUCAUGCUGUUCUUUUGGUAGGAUACGGAACAGAAAACGGCGUUGACUACUGGAUCGUCAAGAAUUCUUGGAGUCCGGAUUGGGGGGAAGAUGGUUAUUUUAGAAUGAAGAGGGGAGUGAAUUGCUUAUUGGUAACUGAAUGCGGAAUUACAACAGCUGGUGGCAGCGCAUCCGGCAAAAACUUUUGCGGAUGUCCAUGGGCAACACCACCUCCAUCAGCGGCACAUUGGUCAUUAGAAGUAUGGGAAACCGAAAUCAAAAUGUUCAUUAUUUGUGCAAUUUUGUUAUCAGUUGCAUUACAAUAUAAUGUAUAUUCUAGGGAGUUAGGUCAAAGGCGUCUGUACUCUCUGGAGGAGGCUCCAACACUUUUCGAACAGUUUAUAAAAGAUUACAGUAAAGAGUAUGAUGAGAGCGAGAAGGAAGAAAGGUUUAAAAUAUUUGUGAACAAUUUAAAGGAUAUUAACGCUAUGAACGAGAGGAGUUCGAAUGCUGUUUACGGUAUCAAUAAGUUUUCGGAUCUGAGCAAAGAAGAAUUCAUAAAAUAUUAUACUGGUCUGAAACGAGACAGGUGUACAACGACUGAGCAUCAUAAAAGUACUGAUUUGCCAAAAUCAUUUAAUAUUACUGCACCGGAUCAAUUUGAUUGGCGAAAGAAAGGAGUUGUCAGCAGCGUUAAAAAUCAAAGACAUUGUGGUUCAUGCUGGGCAUUUAGUGCAGCUGCUAAUGUCGAAAGUAUACAUGCUAUAAAGACUGGUAAGCUCAUAGACGUGUCUGAGCAACAACUACUGGACUGUGAUAAAAAUGAUUCGGGAUGUUCAGGAGGACUCCCAUGGAAUGCCAUGAGAUAUUUCGUCGCUAAUGGUGCAAUGUCUUUGAAGUCUUAUCCUUACGUUGCUAAAGAAGGAAAAUGCCGUUAUGAUAGCAGUAAAGUUGAAAUAAGAUUAAAGGAAUAUAAACACCUAGAAAAACUAUCGGAAGACCAAAUUAAGGAACAUCUUUACAAUAUCGGACCGUUGAGUAUAGCUAUAACGUCAUUAGGACUUGCAUGGUAUACAGGGGGAAUUCUUAUUGAAGGGUGUCAUGUCAGUUAUACAAUCAAUCAUGCUGUUCUUUUGGUAGGAUACGGAACAGAAAACGGCGUUGACUACUGGAUCGUCAAGAAUUCUUGGAGUCCGGAUUGGGGGGAAAAUGGUUAUUUUAAAAUGAAGAGGGGAGUGAAUUGCUUAUCGGUAACUGAAUGCGGAAUUACAACAGCUGUUAUAUAAAACAAUAAAUGUUUGAAAUAGA